Messenger RNA from Microplitis mediator, 1096 nucleotides. Its product is annotated as E3 ubiquitin-protein ligase MARCHF3-like. NCBI's taxonomy places the organism in Eukaryota, Metazoa, Arthropoda, Insecta, Hymenoptera, Braconidae. Gene Ontology annotation, biological process: protein ubiquitination. Gene Ontology annotation, molecular function: zinc ion binding; ubiquitin-protein transferase activity. The coding region runs from base 167 to 1033 and encodes 288 amino acids. The transcript has 6 exons. The record is from RefSeq and is a predicted model, not a curated record.
UUUAACAACACAAUGUAGGUCAAUAUUAAAUUUAAAAAUAUUUAUCCUUCAGUAAUUUAUUUUUUUUUUUUUUUAGUAAUUGGUUAUCAUAAAUUAUUAAAAAUUAUCAGUGAAUAAAUUUUGUUAAUAGUAGAGCUUUAGGAAUGGAAGCUUUGUUUUGGUCUUGAUGUCCAACGUCGAGCUGGAAAAUCCGGAGAAUGCUCCGACAGGUCAAGUAGAGAUACCAGAAAAUGAGCCCGUGAUACCGCGAUCCCGGUCUUUGUUCUCAAGACUAGAAUAUGACGAAUCACAUCUAUCAACAACAGAUAUAUGUAGGAUUUGUCAUAUGGGCGGAUUCCCCGCGGUGACAGUGCAACGUCCAAUGUGGGAAUGGCCCAAGCAAACAUCACCAUCCACCGUAAGACAAGUUGAUAGCCAGAUAUCAACUUUGUCUUCCUACGCGUACCUGGGGCCUUUGAUAUCAGCCUGCAAAUGUCGGGGAACAGUCGGAUUAGUUCACGCCGAAUGUCUCGAGCGCUGGUUAACUGAGUCAGGGCACUCUUGUUGCGAAUUAUGCGGCUAUAAGUACUUAACAAAACGAGUUCCACGUCAUGGAAUGCUGCAGAGUGUUUGGAUUUGGUUCAAUACUGUCAUUGCUACGAGACAGAUGAUCCUAGAUGUCUUGUAUCUUAUCGUAACAACUCCGCUGGCACUUUUUUCAAUUUACAUCUGCGCACUGGCGUUGAAGAUGAUUUUAAAUAGCGGUUUUUACGAGGUGCCGUGGAUGAUCGUCGCAAUGCUGCCUACAUGCUCACUGACGUUAGUUGCUUACUGGAGCUGGAUAAUAACACUCGGCAGGUACAUUAGCAGACUUCAUGGAAGACGUUGGCGUAGAUUUUGGCGCACUAAUUUUGUGGUAAGACUGUUACCUAACGAUCCAAGUUCUCCGGACAAUGAUAAUGAACAAGCGGUCGCUGAUGCUCGAAGACAAGAAGAACAAAGAAUAAUUGAAGAACAAGAAGAUCUUGAAGAUUUGCUCCAAUUGGCAUUUUGAGGUCACAUAUUAAUUUAUGAUAAAUUAUUUUCAAUAAAUUUAUUAUAUAUACCGCGUUUAAUU